UUGGAGAGAGAGAAAAACAGAAAAACAGACAAAGAAGUUGUAACUCGCCAUAAAUGUGAAGCUACCUUUUCCUUCCUUGGGAGUUGAAUUGAGACAGAAGGCUGAGGAGGAUAAGUAGAAAAGCUCUUACUCCUUCUCUCACGCUCUCUCUCUCUCUCUCUCUCUGUACUUUAGGAAUGGAAACUGAUCACCAUAUUUUGGUGUUGGAGGAGGAAGAGGAAGUGGAGGAGGAGGCUGCUUUGCAAGGCAGGCAAUCAGGACGGCGCAGCAACAUUGCCUCCUCCACUGUCAUUUCUAGCAAUGGAAAUGGCAAUAGCUACGUGGUUCCUUCUCCGAGUAGCAAUAGUGAUGGAAUUACGACUGCAAAUGGAAUUGGAUAUGAAUCUCCUAGUAAAGACAUUGAGGACGAUAAUAAAUUGCAUAUUAGUAGCGUUUACUUCGACCAAAGUGAUGGAAUAUGGAAAUGUUGCCACUGCAAUUGGACCUACUGCAUGGGAAGUCCGUUGAUUGAUCUUAAUCAGAAUCUUAAAGGGUAUUUGCACAUGCCAAUCUUAGAUCAGCAGCGACCAAGUUUCAAUUUUGAAACUAAAGGUACUGAAUCUGUUGAUGGGGUUUCUCAAAUGAAGAAUGGUAAUUUUCUAAGUUCUGCUUUUAUUAUGAAUUCCAAAGAUGUUGACGUCCAUGCAAAUGUGGAGAUUCAGAAAAGCCUCGUUGAGGAAAUGAACAAUCAAUACAGUGAAAAUUUAGAUGAUAAAGGAUUAUCUGAUUCAGGUUUAAAACCUUUAGAGGAGCCACAUGAUGAACAAAAAAUAAAAUUGAACUCUUUUAACAAUGGAACUGGACUAGUAGAUGACUUAAUAGAAGAAACUGACCAGGAAGUGACAGAAUUUGAUGUUGAGAGAGUGUUAGAGAAGCAAAAUACUCAUGAUUUGUACUGCCCAAACUGUAAUUCUUGUAUUACUAGACGAGUUAUCCUCCGUAGAAGAAAACAAAAAAUUCGAAGUUUACGUCGUAAACCAAAGCACAAUAAAGUGGACACAGUUUUGUGCUCUGAUUUGGAUGCCAAUUCUACCAAUUCAGUCAAUGUGCAAGUUCAUGACUCAGUUAACCUUCAUCCAAGAGGUAGUCCUGAGGGUACAGCCAAUGAUUACAAUGGAGACAGGGAACCAGAGAUAUUCAGAUGCUUAUCAUGCUUCAGCUUUUUCAUACCUACAGGAGGUGGUUUUAAAUUGUUUCGUCUUUUUGGAGGUAGCCCUGAAGAUAAAAAUGUGCAAAGUCUUCAAAGCCAUGAAAAUGAAAAUGUUCAAAGUCUUCAAAUGAAACAUGCAACAGAGAGAAAUUGGUUCUUUUCCAUGUUUGCAGGAUAUAAAAAUAACAUGAUUACUGAACCAGCCUCAGUAAAUGAUUUGGGGAGUGCACACCAAGAUGCUAGAAAGAAGGUUGCAAGUUCUUCAACAGGAGAUAAUACAUAUUUUGAAAAUGCGUCAACCAGCAUUGGAGAGAAACCAAAAAAUGCAACUGAACAAGCUAAUACAGACAUUGUAGAUCAACAUAAGAAAGGUCAUUUAGCAACUCGCAUUCCAGGGAUCAGUAUUAAUGCUGGAGAACCUGCUGAAGAUGCCUCGUUGGGACCUCUGCAGGGUGAAGUGAAUCCUAAAAUGGCUUCAUCGUACAAGUCUUUAAUACCUGAGCAUUCACAGCUAGAGAUAGACAGGAAAAUCAACAUAGCUAUGCCAGAAGAACGACCUGUUCAAAAUGAUCAAGCCUCAGUAGUACUAGGCGCUCCCUUGCCCUCACAAUUGCAUGGUAAAGGAGAAAUUCUAAAUGAUUCAGCAGUUGUACACCAUGAAUCUAGAAAAGAUGCUAUGUCUUCUUCAAUCCAAGAAACUUUAGUUCUUGAAAAACGGAAAAUUGGUGUUGGAGAGACAGUAUUUGGUUCUGCAGAAAAGAACACAGGGAGUGAUGUGAUAGUUAUUGUUGAAACAAAAGAACUGGAACCUGCAACAGCUUCUCUGGGGGCACAAAAUAUUGAUGAUCGAACUGAAGCCACAAGCUUGCUAGAAACUGGGACUCAGACAUAUGUCAGAGAGCAAAUUGGUACUGGACUUACUGUGGAUAUCUUGAAAAGCAUUGUUUAUGGUGGUUUAAUAGAAUCCAUCACAAGUCUAGGCAUUGUGUCGUCUGCAGCUGCUGCUGGUUCUGCUACAUUAAACAUUUUAGCUCUGGGAUUGGCGAAUGUGAUUGGAGGACUUUUCAUCAUUGGUCACAAUCUUCUGGAGCUAAAAAAUGAUACCUCUGGCGGGACUUCUGAUCAAAUGUACGAACCCAAGGACCGGUACCAUGAAACAUUAGGACGGCGAGAGAAUUUUUUACUUCAUGCAACAGUAGUUAUUAUAUCAUUCCUCAUUUUCGGGAUGUUGCCUCCUGUCAUAUAUGGAUUCUCAUUUCAUAAGAGUGAUAAUAAAGAUCUCAAGCUUGCAGUGGUUGGAGGUGCUUCGCUUAUAUGUAUUAUGUUACUUGCUAUUGGAAAGGCUCAUGUUCGGCGACGACCAAAAUCUUAUAUAAGCACUGUGCUCUAUCAUGUGGUGAUUGGAGUCAUGGCGUCUGGCGCUUGUUAUAUAGCAGGCGACCUAAUUGGUAAGUUGCUGGAGAAAACUGGUUGGUCUGGUUCGAGUUUAUCGGUUGCCAUGACUUUUCCUGAGACAAAACCAAUUGACCGAACAUGGGCAUCUUAUUAGAGAAGGUGAAGCAAGUUGAGUUGUUCAUUGUGCUUUUAAACAGUAUUGUCAUCGAGCCACUGGCAAUAUAACGUUUUUUUUUUUUUUUAUUUAUAAUGUUCUUUUCAAAUAAUGGGAAGAUUAAAUUUUGCUCCAUUCUGUUUGUCUUUUUC
Messenger RNA from Jatropha curcas, 2890 nucleotides. Its product is annotated as membrane protein of ER body-like protein. NCBI's taxonomy places the organism in Eukaryota, Viridiplantae, Streptophyta, Magnoliopsida, Malpighiales, Euphorbiaceae. The record is from RefSeq and is a predicted model, not a curated record.